AUGGCAAAAGGUUGUCGAAAAACUCAAUGCUCUGCCAAACUUCAAUGUGAAUAUACGAAGUCUGUUCGGGAUCAAUUUAACCUCCUAACAAAAAAAUAUAAAGUCAAAAUGGGAAAACAAGAGAGCAACAGGUGGGGAGGGGGGAAAAAGGCGACUGAGGCAGAAAACCUACAAGAAGAAUUGAUUGCGAUUGAAGAAGAUACAAAUGAGAAGGCUGAUGAAGAAAGUAGAGCAAGGCAGAUUGUUGAAGAUCAAGACAAAGGCAAUCGAGAUGUGAAAGCAAUGAAGAGUAUGGGAGAAACGAGAGAGAGAUUGGGGAAGAAGAGUGAAGAAAAGAGAAGAUCAGGGAAUCAGUCAAUGGUGUUUUUGGAGAAGGCAAUAGAGACAAAGCAGAUGAUGCAAAAGGAGGAAAAGAGAGGAAGAGCAGGAGAUACAAACUGCAUUUUUGAGGCAGUUGGAAGUCAGUCAGCAACAGCAUGCUGCUCAGUGUAA
Messenger RNA from Paramuricea clavata, 492 nucleotides. Lineage: Eukaryota; Metazoa; Cnidaria; Anthozoa; Malacalcyonacea; Plexauridae. The record is from the annotation of a GenBank genome assembly.